This is a messenger RNA of Venustampulla echinocandica, 2214 nucleotides long. Its product is annotated as WD40 repeat-like protein. The coding region runs from base 1 to 2214 and encodes 737 amino acids. Gene Ontology annotation, biological process: nucleosome assembly; DNA replication-dependent chromatin assembly. NCBI's taxonomy places the organism in Eukaryota, Fungi, Ascomycota, Leotiomycetes, Helotiales, Pleuroascaceae. The transcript has 5 exons. Gene Ontology annotation, cellular component: CAF-1 complex; nucleus. Gene Ontology annotation, molecular function: protein binding. The record is from RefSeq and is a predicted model, not a curated record.
AUGAAAGCCGCCCCCAUCAUUGUCAACUGGCAUGCCGAGAAUGCGCCAAUCUAUUCGGCAGAUUUCCAGCCUCACGGGAAAGGUCGAUUGGCAACGGGCGGUGGUGAUAACAAUGUUCGGCUAUGGAGAAUAGAUGCGGAGGGAGAAGAUAGGAAGGUCGAAUACCUGUGUACCAUGGUCCGCCAUACCCAAACUGUUAACGUGGUGCGGUGGGCUCCCCGAGGCAAGUCGCGAGAUGUAUUAGCCUCCGCCGGCGACGAUGGCAACGUGAUUACAUGGGUUCUCGACUCCCAAAAUUCCAAACCUACCUUUGGAGACGAUGGCAUCGAAGACAAAGAAUCAUGGCGGACAAGGCACAUGUGCCGUUCAACAGGCGCCGAGAUAUACGACCUAGCCUGGUCUCCUGAUGGCGUUUAUUUUAUAACAGGGAGUAUGGACAAUGUUGCUAGAAUCUACAACGCCCAGACUGGUCAACUCAUACGGCAAAUUGCGGAACAUCAACAUUAUGUCCAAGGAGUUGCAUGGGACCCUCUAAACGAAUACAUUGCAACACAAUCCUCCGAUCGCUCCGUCCAUAUUUAUACCCUCAGAACCAAGGAUGGGAGUUAUGUCCUCGAUAACCGCGAUGACAUACCUAAGAAGAUUGGGAACAACAUAAAAAUGGACUUGCCGGGGCGAAGGAUCUCCUCAAACAGCCCAGCUCCCCCUGAUAUGAGCUUUCGAGGUUCUCAGAUGUCUCGAGAGGAAUCGAGCAAUGGAGUAGGAUCACCAGUGCCCUCCUGUCCCGGCACGCCUACAUCCUUAGCCUUGCCAAUGAACCCCCCGAGUACGAUAAGCCAUAGUAGGCGGUCUUCGUUCGGAGCCCCGUCCCCAGCCAUGUCAAUGCGACGAUCCGCGUCCCCAGCACCAUCCCUACCAUUGCCUGCCGUAAUGCCAAUGGAAGCUUCACCAAAACCAUACCAUGGAUUCGGUGUCAAGAAUGCCAACUUAUACGCCAACGAUACCCUUAAAUCAUUCUUCCGCCGAUUGACGUUCACACCAGACGGUAGCCUUCUUUUCACUCCCGCGGGACAAUAUCAGACGCAGCAUAAGGGGUUAGAUGAAGUAGCGAAGGCGGUGUACGAGGUAGUCAAUACGGUAUACAUUUACACGCGAGGGGGGAUCAACAAGCCCCCAAUAGCCCACCUCCCAGGCCAUAAAAAGCCUUCGGUAGUGGUGAAAUGUUCCCCCAUAUUUUACGCGCAGCGAAAGGCACCUCCGCAAACCAAGCAUAUCACCAUUGACACCUCGUCAACAGAAGAUGCCAUGGCUGCUCUCCCUGAACCGGCUAUUCCAAAAUCGCCGGCGGCUUCCUUCAUGGAACCUCCACCACUUGUACCUCAAAUGAGUGAUUCCUCCUGCCGAACUUCAUCGCCCAAGCUGAGGACUUCGGAAGUCGAGAUGAAUGCUUCUACACAGGGCCCGGCCAUGGCAUUCUCUCUACCAUACCGUAUGAUAUACGCCGUUGCUACAGAAGAUUCUGUCUUAAUGUACGAUACACAACAACAAACUCCGCUAUGCAUCGUCAGCAAUCUUCACUGUGCCACGUUCACGGACUUGACUUGGUCUAAUGACGGGUUAACUUUAUUAAUGACCUCGUCAGAUGGUUUUUGCUCCACCCUCACAUUCACCUCCGGAGAGCUUGGACAGCCAUACACUGGUGAAGUACCAACCGCAAAGCAUCCGAUAAUCAGCAACACCGCAGUAUCAUCGUCACAAAACACACCAAUGGCAACCCCUACCUCUAUAGCUCCACCAUCCCCUUUCCCAGCCUCCGGCCAUCACCAUCGAACUUCCUCCAACCUCUCCGUUGCCCCAUCGCCACCACCCGCACACUCCAAUCCGUCGGUACGACCGUCAUCCCCUACACGGUCAAAUUCCACAUCAUCGAUAGCAACGCAAGCUUCAUAUGCUACCCCAAUUGUGGGUACAGUCAUAAGUAACCCUACAUUAGUAGGGGGGAGUUUGCCUAGUAUUGCCGCGGGGAACUUGAGUUUUACUGGGAUGCCGAUGACGACACCGCCACAAACACCAAGAAGCACUACGAGCUCGGUCAGCGGUAUUAAACGGGAAGCUAGUGAAAACGAUAGGGAGGAUGUUGGGGGCGAGAAAAAAAAGCGAAGGAUUGCGCCGACUCCAGUUGGAGAGAAUGGGGAGACUAGGUCGAAUCCAUAG